UUGUUAUAUACAUGACAUUGGUGCUCUCAUUUACUUGUUGGUAAUUUACGAUCACAUUUAAGUGUUUCUAAUCGAAAACAAAAAACGUUCAAUUACGAUUUAUUUAAAAAUACUGAUCUUUUCAAACCUCGACUUUUCGCAUAAAUAAAACUGCUUUAAUCCGGUGAAUGUAAACAAAUACCGGGGAUAAAUAGCCUCGGAUGUAAGCAUUUAUUUAAAUGCAGUGAAACUUCAAGAGGUGGCUAGCUGAUUAUUGGAUUUAGUGUAAAGCACGAUUAAUGUCAUUUAAGGAUACAAAUUUUGAAAUAUUUAUCAAUGUUUAUGGUUUAAACAUGUUAUAGCAAGUUAUAAUAAUGAUAUUUUUACAUUUUAUUUAUAGUUUACGGUUCAACGUAAGCGAGUGUGUUUUGUAGUUUUAUUUGCAGUUUAGUUAUAUUUUACUUGAUAUCUGGAUUGUUUUCGCUGGCUGAAAAAAAAACGUUGUUAUCAGAAAACAUGCAACAGUUGUUAUUGUUGUUGGUGUUGAUUUUGUUUGGGAUUGCUGUUGCCAAAGAUGAAACAGAGGACAUUCCAACAUAUUACAUGCAUGAACUUUGCGGCAAAAGCAUCAGUUUACGCAGACAGUCCAUUUUCUCUGCCAAGAUCGAACUACUUCCGGCCGCUAUCAUUAACCAAACUAGACCGGAAGUGAAGAACAGUGUACAAGGUUAUCGCAACACGGCACAUUGUAUUCUUAGUUUCGAAUCUUGGAGUUUUCAGAACAGACUUAUGGUACAUUUCGAAGAAAUAACUUUGCAAUCCGAUCAAGAGUGUCUAGGACCUAGUUUAGAAAUUUUCGAUGGGCCAUCCGAGGACUCUCCGAGGGUACCAGGAUUUCCAAGUCUGUGUAUCCACGCUGGUAAUUUUAUGUCAAGGUCAUUUGUAACUACAGAUAAAGACAUGACAUUACGUUUCCAUGGCAACCAUACUUCAGAUAGAAACGCAGUAAUCAGAGCCAUUAUUGUGUCAUUUAAUGGAGGCACGUGCAGAUCUUAUGAGCACGAGUGUUUCAACGGACGUUGCAUAAUGAAAGAUCUUGUUUGCAACGGACACAAUCCGUGUGGGGAUAAUUCCGACUGUCUAACAACAGUACCACCGCAAGAGGUCGCCAGAGCAAAGGAUGAUCACGUGAUGUUGGCCGCCAUUAUUGCUUCUUCCGCCACGCUCGUAACGAUUGCUGUACUAGUGAUAGUUCUGUACAGAUGCUACAAGAUUCGACAUAAACAUAGGAGACUGCACUACCAGAAUCAUUACGAAACUGUGAAUAGCAAUAUGGCGAGAAGUGAAAAUCUUGCUGACUUGCAACCAGCGUACGAAAGAAGUGUUAGUCAAAUAGAAGCAGAAAUACGCUUUGCUCCGCCCUCUUAUUCACAACUUCCGGUUUUAGAGAACCAACCGGAAAUUGAAGAAGCAGAAGACACGACCGAUACAGAAGAGCCAUUGCCGAAUGAAAUUGAUUUGAAUAAAUGCCUAGAACCAGACGAGAAUAAUCCACCGUCUUACGCAUGCGUAAUGCUAUGUCAAGAAGCUUUUCAUGUGUCUGAACAAAGUAUUAAUAGAUUAACAACCCAAAUGACAGAAAGUGAUGCAUCAGAAGAUGCAGACGAUGAGAGUCAUGAUAAAUUCAAGAACGAUGAAAAGACCUGAAUAUGAACGCGUUCAUUCUUUUUCAUCUUUUGUUCAGAUUCGGUUCGGCGUCUGUGUCGUGACGUGUGUGCAAAAAGCGCUGUGUCGAAAGAUUGCAGUGUUGGAUAUGAUUAACAUAUCAAUAUUUGUGAGCGUACAGACAGAUGAUAUUCGAUGUAUUUGUUACCAACAGCUUUAGUUUGUGCAUGCCAUCUGUGCCUUAUGUAGUUGACAGAGAUCUAUUCGGCCGAGCUAUUAAUGGCUGCCUGCCUUUUGCUUACUGACAAAUUUUAGUCGACAUCAGA
Molecule: messenger RNA, 1970 nt
Organism: Mercenaria mercenaria
Lineage: Eukaryota; Metazoa; Mollusca; Bivalvia; Venerida; Veneridae
Exons: 5
Coding region: 496-1686 (396 amino acids)
Molecular function (GO): protein binding
Source: RefSeq, a predicted model, not a curated record